Molecule: messenger RNA, 1193 nt
Organism: Drosophila ficusphila
Lineage: Eukaryota; Metazoa; Arthropoda; Insecta; Diptera; Drosophilidae
Gene: Or71a
Product: putative odorant receptor 71a
Exons: 3
Coding region: 1-1137 (378 amino acids)
Biological process (GO): detection of chemical stimulus involved in sensory perception of smell; sensory perception of smell
Cellular component (GO): plasma membrane
Molecular function (GO): olfactory receptor activity; odorant binding
Source: RefSeq, a predicted model, not a curated record
AUGGAUUACGACCCAAUUCGACCGGUGCGAUACCCAACAAGAGUGCUGGAGUAUUGCCGCCUUUGGCCAGAGAAAGGAUCAGUUUUAAGACCGGAUUGGAUUAACUGGCAAGGAUACCUUCUGCACGUCAUCGUCACCUUGAUUUUUGUGAUCCUGCUGUGGGUGGAGGCCAUUCUGAGCAAGGAUCUCGAGCACACCGCCGAAAUCCUGCUGUUUUGUUUAACCACAACCGCUUUGGUGGCUAAGAUUUUAAAUAAUUGGAAGAACGCCCAUGUGGCUCAGAAUCUUUUAAAUGAAUGGAGCACAUUGGAUCUCUUUAAACUGAAAACCAAACAGGAAGUGGACAUGUGGAAGUUCGAACAUCGACGUUAUAGCCGCGUUUUCGUUUUCUAUGUAAUGUGUAGUGCGGGUGUCAUACCAUUUAUUUUGAUCCAACCUCUGUUCGAUGUUCCCAAUGAAUUGCCAUUUGCCAUUUGGACACCCUUUAAUUGGCAUCAGAAGAGUCUUUUUUGGUAUCCAUUUAUCUAUGAAGCUAUAGCUAUUCCGAUUCUCUGUGCCUGCAAUAUAACCAUGGAUGGUGUUAACUGGUAUAUGAUGUUGCAUCUAUCGCUCUGUUUGCGAAUGUUGGGCAAACGAUUGAGUAAGCUUCAUCAUGAUGAUAUAAAGUUAAAAGAUAGGUUCCUGGAAUUGGUGCUUUUGCAUCAGAAACUCAAACGACAGGCUUUGGACAUUGAGAACUUCAUUUCAAAGAGCAUUUUCACCCAGAUUUUAGUCAGUUCCUUGACCAUUUGCUUUACCAUUUACAGCAUUCAAAUGAGUCCUAUAAUGCAGGAUCUGCCAGGAUUCGCAGCCAUGAUGCAGUAUUUGCUGUCCAUGGUCAUGCAAAUCAUGUUGCCCAGCAUUUAUGGAAAUGCAGUUAUCGAUUCGGCAAAUAUGUUGACCAAUUCGAUGUACAAUUCCGAUUGGCCCGAUAUGUCGCCUCAAAUGCGUCGUCUUAUCCUUAUGUUUAUGGUCUACUUAAAUCGUCCGAUGUCCUUAUGGGCCAAUGGUUUCUUUCAAAUCGGUUUGCCUUUAUUUACCAAGGUCAUUAAUCAAGCCUAUAGUUUGCUGGCAUUGCUGCUCAACAUGAACAAAUAGGAAAAGGAGUUCUACUCUAUAAAAGUGUCUCGUUUCUAUUUUGGAUUAGCCGAAAG